AUGACGAAAGACGGCAGCGUAGUCUACCCGCGCAUGAGCAAAAAGGGUCCCUUCACCGUGGAAGCCCCUGGUGUUGAGCCCGUCCCCGGAGAGACCGUACCGCGGCGCCACCCCAGGGCUAAGGAUGGCCUCCUUUUAAGACCUGCCGAGGACCUGGCGACCACCUAUGACGCCUUCCGCUGGGCGGCGCGCAGCUAUGGCAACGCCAAAGCUGUUGCCAGCCGUCGGCUCAUCAAGACCCACAUCGAGACCAAGAAGGUCAAGAAGGUUAUUGAUGGAGUCGAGCAGGAGGUUGACAAGCAGUGGACGUACUUUGAGAAGGGGCCCUACUCUUACAAAAGUUUUAUCGAGUAUGAGACGCUGGCGCUCGAGCUCGGUAAGGGGUUGCGAAAAAUUGGUCUGAACAAGGGCGAUAAGGUUCACCUCUAUGGCGCAACGAGCGCAAACUGGCUGGCGAUGUCUCACGGUUCCGCAUCCCAGUCCCUGACUGUCGUUACCGCGUACGAUACCCUUGGCGAGGAGGGAUUGGCGCAUUCUAUUGUGCAGACCGAAAGCGAUGCUAUUUUCCUGGAUCCCACCCUCAUCAAAUCUCUCACGAAUGUUUUGGACCGAGCGAAAUCUAUCAAACAUGUUAUUUGGAAUUCCGACGAGGAACUCAAACAGGAGGAUAUGGACCGGUUGAAGACCGAGUUCAGCCAUCUCAACAUUUUGAGCUUCGAGGACUUGCGGAAGCUGGGAGAGGAAAAUCAUUACGACCCCGUGCCCCCGGCUCCGGAAGACCUGUGCUGCAUUAUGUACACAUCUGGCUCUACUGGCCCGCCAAAGGGCGUUCCACUCACUCACGCGAAUGUCGUUGCUGCGAUGGCGGGCGUUGACGCUAUCAUCGGACCGUACGUCGGCCCAUCGGACGCGUUGCUCACGUAUCUCCCCCAGUCGCAUAUUCUUGAAUUCAUGUUUGAGAACCUGUGUCUCUUCUGGGGCGGUACCAUGGGUUACGGAAACCCACGCACGCUUUCCGAUGCUUCCAUGCGUAACUGCAAGGGUGAUAUCCGCGAGUUCCGACCUACCAUCCUUGUGGGUGUUCCCGCAGUUUGGGAGUCUGUAAAGAAGGGUGUUCUGAAUAACCUGAACAAGAACAGCGCUCUUGUGAAGGGCCUGUUCUGGGGCGCUUUGUCUGCCAAGAACUUCCUGAUGUCCACUGGUUUCCCCGGCGCAAGCAUGGGUGCCUGGUUUCUCGAUAAUGUGAUCUUCCGCAAAUUGAAGGAUGCAACCGGUGGCCGUCUGCGUGUCGUCAUGAACGGUGGUGGUCCUGUGUCCAAGGAGACGCAGAAGUUCCUGUCCAUGGCCAUCGCUCCUAUGAUUAGCGGCUAUGGUCUGACUGAGACUUCGGCCAUGGGCGCCUUGAAUGACCCUGGAGCGUGGAACCCGAAUGCUCUUGGUGAAAUCCCCGCCUGCAUUGAAGUCAAACUGGUUGACUUCGCGGAUGCCGGGUACUUCACAAAGAACAAUCCUCCUCAGGGAGAGAUCUGGAUCCGGGGAGGCAGUGUGUCAACACACUAUUUCAAGAAUGAGGAGGAGACCAAGGCAGCAUAUGCCGAGGGAGGAUGGUUCAUGACCGGUGAUAUCGGUGAAUUUGACAAGAAUGGCCACCUCAAAAUCAUCGACCGCAAGAAAAACCUUGUGAAAACGCAAAAUGGCGAGUACAUUGCUCUCGAGAAGCUCGAGUCCGUCUACCGAUCUUCUCCUAUCGUUGGCAACAUCUGCGUCUACGCAGCCGAAGACCAGGACAAGCCUAUUGCCAUCAUUGUUCCAGUGGAAAUUGCUUUGAAGAAGAUUGCGAGCGAGAACGGUAUUGAGGGUGACUCUGUAGAAACCCUCGUGCACAACGAGAAGCUCAAGUCUAUUGUCCUCAAGCAGCUCCAGACUGCCGGUCGUGCUAGCGGCCUCAAGGGCAUUGAGAUUAUCAACGGUGUUGUCCUUUCUGAUGAGGAGUGGACUCCUCAGAACGGCUUCAUGACCGCCGCUCAAAAGCUCCAACGCAAGAAGAUUAUCAACAGGUACCACAAGGACAUUGACCGUGCUUAUGGAAAGAAAUAAUUGUGGCGAUUCUUUCCGUUGAAUAUACCCUCGAUUUGCCUAUCAUGCCAGCAAGCGAAACAGUGAGCGUGCGAGCAUAUGUUGAUGUUGACGAUUACUAACGUUGCCAUGAUGUGCCCACGCACGCCAUGAACUGAUCCCUGCUUACCGUCUUCGAUAUACCUCUUUGUCUAUUUCUCCUAUUAGUUACAAUGUAUGGUUCCAAUUCUUAUCCUCUUCUCGAGACUGUCCUGCUCUGUUUCCUGCGCUCUGUAUGCUAUGCCCCUGUACUGCUAUGAUUGUUAUCUCAGUAUCAUGACUCCUGUCGCGCUGUCUCGGUAUAAAACCUAUGCCCAGUUCAGUCUUGUCCAUUGGACAUCAGAUUAGGUACCUUCUUUACGCGGUACGCUAGGUUGUUUGGCUGAUAGCAUUGAUAUACAUAUCCUCUAUACAACCCUUUUACAUUUAUGUAAGCUAGCCAGUCACAUAGCAUAUACAGCGAUCAUAAUAAU
Messenger RNA from Aspergillus nidulans FGSC A4, 2588 nucleotides. It is a transcript of the gene faa4, whose product is annotated as long-chain fatty acid-CoA ligase FAA1. Gene Ontology annotation, biological process: monocarboxylic acid metabolic process. The coding region runs from base 1 to 2097 and encodes 698 amino acids. The record is from RefSeq and is a predicted model, not a curated record. Gene Ontology annotation, molecular function: CoA-ligase activity; long-chain fatty acid-CoA ligase activity. The transcript is spliced from 5 exons. Lineage: Eukaryota; Fungi; Ascomycota; Eurotiomycetes; Eurotiales; Aspergillaceae.